Dictyostelium purpureum is the source of this 435-nucleotide messenger RNA. RefSeq lists its product as uncharacterized. The coding region runs from base 1 to 435 and encodes 144 amino acids. The transcript has a single exon. Lineage: Eukaryota; Evosea; Eumycetozoa; Dictyosteliales; Dictyosteliaceae. The record is from RefSeq and is a predicted model, not a curated record.
AUGAAAAAUACUAUUAUUUUUUUCAUUUUUUUAAUUUUAUUAAUUGGUACAAAUUCAGAAUCAUGUGGUAAAAGAUCAUAUCAUUGGGAAUAUCAAAAUUGGGGUGAAUGCACUGGUGAAUGCGGUGUUCAAUAUAGAAGAGUAGAUUGUGUAUCAUGCGAUGGAACCAUAUCAGAUAGUUCAAUGUGUUCAAAUAUACCAAAAGAAAUGGAUAGCCAACCAUGCAAUCCAAUUUUUACAUGGGAAACUUCCGAAUGGAGAAAUGUUGGUCGUUGCAGAGGAGGUUGUAUACGAAGAAGAUGCAACUUUGAAAGAGAUAUAUAUUGUAAAAAGUGUGGAGUUAAUGCACCAAUAUAUGAAUGUGAUGGUGUUGCUGGAGUAAAACCACCUACCCAUAAGCGAGAUCGAAAAUUAAAACUUAUUAAACAAAAAUAA